This is a messenger RNA of Chinchilla lanigera (long-tailed chinchilla), 1401 nucleotides long. It is a transcript of the gene Ctsw, whose product is annotated as cathepsin W. The coding region runs from base 40 to 1377 and encodes 445 amino acids. The record is from RefSeq and is a predicted model, not a curated record. Gene Ontology annotation, molecular function: cysteine-type endopeptidase activity. NCBI's taxonomy places the organism in Eukaryota, Metazoa, Chordata, Mammalia, Rodentia, Chinchillidae. Gene Ontology annotation, cellular component: lysosome. The transcript has 10 exons.
CCCCAGUACUUAGCAAACUGCACUCAGCUCUGAACCAGCAUGGCUCGGAACAUGCAUCUCCCCGGCCUCCUGGUCUUGUUGGUGGCAGGCCUAGCCCCAGGCAUCAGGGACUCCCUCGGGGCUCAGGACCCAGGUCCUGGGCCACCAGAGCUAAAAGAAGUCUUCAAGUUGUUCCAGAUCCAGUUUAACAGGAGUUACUCAAACCCGGCAGAGUAUGCUCACCGCCUGGACAUCUUUGGCCACAACCUGGCCAAGGCUCAGAGGCUGCAAGAGGAGGAUUUGGGGACAGCUGAGUUUGGGGUGACUCCAUUCAGUGACCUCACAGAGGAAGAGUUUGGCCAGCUCUAUGGGAACUGGAGGGCAGCCAGGAAGGGCCUUGAGAUGGUCAGAGAGGUAAGCUUUGAAAGGCAGAAGGAGUGGACGCCCCAAAGCUGUGACUGGAGGAAAGCCCACGUCAUCUCACCUGUCAAGAACCAGGGACAGUGCAGGUGCUGCUGGGCCAUGGCGGCAGCAGGCAACAUCGAAGCCCUGUGGAACAUCAAUUUCAAACCGUCUGUGGAAGUCUCCGUGCAAGAGCUGCUUGACUGUGGCCGCUGCGGGGAUGGCUGCAUAGGUGGCUACGUCUGGGACGCGUUCAUUACUGCCCUCAACUACAGUGGUCUGGCCAGCGAAAAGGACUACCCGUUCCGGGGGCGUGCCAACACCCACAGGUGCCUGGCACCGAACUACACGAAGGUGGCCUGGAUCUACGACUACAUCAUGCUGCCCCGCAAUGAGCAGGCAAUUGCCGAGUAUGUGGCCACGCAGGGCCCUAUCACUGUGAUCAUCAACUCAGAGCGACUGCAGCAUUACAAGAAGGGUGUAAUCAAGGGCACGCCCUCCACCUGUGACCCCUGGGCUACUUCCGGUUGCACCGAGGGAGCGACACCUGUGGCAUCACCAAGUACCCAAUCACAGCCUGUAUACAAAAUCCAGGGAAGAAGCCAGUCUCCUGCCCUCCCUGAGCCUCUCCCACAUACUAGCUGCCUCCUCACUGCCCGUCUUGAAGGUUCUGCUUGUUGUCCCACCUUUCUCCAUACGGUGUUGAAUAAAUCAAAACAAGGCUUCUGUUGCCUGAGUGAAGUGAGCUGGAGUUUGGAGAUGGUGGGUGGGGAGAGCAUAGAUGGCAUCUCUGACCAGCCAUCCCCAUUCCGGAUGGGCUGGAGUGCACCAUACCUUCGUGCGCGAACACCAUGGCACGCAGGGACACACGUACACACUACACAUGUCCCUGCAUGCUCCUCCCCCUGGAGCAAGGCUUGGUGUCCAAACGCAUGGCAACUUUAUUGUCACAAUGAGCAGGGUGGAGGGAGGGGCUUAGUCAUGAUAGAGGCGUAGGAGGCAGCCACGGAGGGUGCCCAU